Messenger RNA from Felis catus (domestic cat), 4470 nucleotides. It is a transcript of the gene MROH4, whose product is annotated as maestro heat-like repeat family member 5. Lineage: Eukaryota; Metazoa; Chordata; Mammalia; Carnivora; Felidae. Bases 895 to 4401 code for a protein of 1168 amino acids. The record is from RefSeq and is a predicted model, not a curated record. Gene Ontology annotation, cellular component: cytoplasm. The transcript has 29 exons.
UCCGAGCUGUCAGCACAGAGCCCGACACGGGGCUGGAACUCACGAACCGCGAGAUCAUGACCUGAGCCGAAGUCAGAUGCUCAACGGACUGGGCCACCCAGGUGCCCCCGCCACAGGCCUUUCUAGAUGCCCCCCAGCACUCAGGGCACCACACUCACAAUCACAGACGAUUUUGACGGGGGCCUCCGGUCUGCAUGACGUCCACGGGGCCUCUGCUGACCUCCAAACGGCAUUGGGGAAAGCCAGACACACAGCUGCUCCUGCCCCCCGCUGCGCGGUCUCCCUGGGUCACUGGAGGAAGGCCCUUCUGGGUCACCUCGGCCUGGCUUGGCUCCCAACCCCGUGAAUCCAUAAAUGUCCUCCAAGUCUCCCCCAGGCUUUCUCGGAGAAUAAACCCUUUGCCAUCUGGUGGCGGCCUGUCAAGGCCUCUAGGGCUGGGUGACCUCGAGCUGUCACUGCCUCCCAGCGGCUCAGAUGUCUGCAGGACGCUGCUGGUUUGUGCAGGGGCUGGGGAUGGGCUGACGUCCUGCCCCCCUGUGAACCUCUCCCAACACCGGCCUCUCCCAGGCCUGAGCAGAGCCCCACCCUCGAGGCCGGGGCCUGACCCCUCCCUGUCUCCUCAGGGUCCCCGGACCUCGGAACACAGGUUGCAAAUUGUUGCAAAGGGUACAGGAAACAGAAUCCCCUGGAAGCCCGACACCCCGAGAUGACUUUUGACUGUAAAUUUGAGUCAUCGAAUUUUUUUAUUCCCUGUGGGCUCCGAAGCAUUUCCCCACGUCGUUGAACAGUCUUUAGAAACCCGACUUUUGACCACUGCCCCUCCUUCCUCUACUUUGGAACAUAGCUUUUUAAAUCCACGAAGCACCCUCGAGUCCCCAGAGCUCACGGAGCUGCAUGACUGAGGGGGCCCUGAACCUGCUCUCCAGGGAGAUGACGCUGUCCAUGGUGGCCACACCCAGUGAGGGUUUCUCCUGUCCCCACUGGAGGUCCAACUGCCUGUCGCCCACAGGGGAGCAGAAGCUGGAUAUUGAGCACCUAGGCAGGGCGAGCACGAGCAAGCCCCCCAAUGACGGACCCCUCUGGGAGGAAGCGCUCGUCGGCAAAAUCAGGACCAUGUCGGCCUUGCAGAAGAGCCAGGCGUUGGAGGCCGUCCAGUGCCACAUCCGGGAGCACACCCAGCUCAUCAGGAAAGAGGUGCCCAACGCUGGCCUCCAGGAGCUCCUGGCGGCCUUGAACCUAGAACUCAAGCAGCCUUUGGAGAAGACCUUCCUCUUCCACUUUUACGGGCUGAUCCUCCGAGAGUGCGCCUGUGUGGACCUGGUGAGGAGGCACCUGGCCAGCCUCCUGGAGCUGUCCCACCAGUCAUCCGGCCAGCGGGAGGGCAUUGCCGUGGCCAUCGGCAUUGUGUCCUCCAGGCACAUGCAGGAGGUGUGGGCCACGCUGGAGCACGUGGGCCGCACCAGGUUCCUGAGGACUGUCUUCACGUCCCCAGACAGCCAGCAGCCGGAGCCGGACACGCACUGGAGAUGGGCUGGCAGCACCGCCCUGCUCUGCUACGGGCAGAUGGCCGCGCACGCCGGGGCGCAGAUCCUGCCCUGGGUGGACAACAUCGUGUCCAGGAUGGUGUACUACUUCUCCUGCAGCCGCUAUGACAACAUCCUCAAGACCAGCUUCCUUUCGGCCACCAUCAUGCUUUUGAAGGCUCUCAGGCAGAACAGCACCCCGAGCUACAAAUUCUCUCAGAUCCCAGAGCUCAUCCAGUGCCUCCUGUGCAUCCUUCAGAAGGAGCCCAACUUCCUGACCACCCUCUUCCGGGAGAAGAUCAUAUUGGUCAUUGUGGGACUGAGCAACCUGCGGCCCGGUCUCAAACCCAUGGUCAAGUCCCAGAUCCUGCAGACCUGCCUGCAGAGCCUGUACACGCUCCCACCCACGGAGACGCUCAGGAGCAGUUUACCUCCAUUGGACGUGGCCCCGGACGUCACGGAGCUGUACCGGAAGUCAAUGCAGGCACUGGACCUGCUGCUGCAGAGCCUCAUCUCCGAGAACAAGAGUGUGGACGAGCUAUGCUUCAUCCUGCAGCACGUGGAGCCGUGGCUGAAGUCAGACAGCAGCCACGAGCGCCAGCGGGCGGUGCAGACCAUCUUCCUGUUCCUCAAGUACGUGGUGGACUACGUGGGGCUCACUGUGAGUCGCCUCGCCCGGCACUCUCGGGAGGGCAGCCAGGAAGGAGGAGGCCACCCCCUCCAUGCUGGGCCACCAGAUAGGCCUGCUUAUGCUGCUGUGGAGGGACAAGGAGCCCGUCACCCAGAGCCACGCCCACCAGUGCGUCUACCUCCUCCUGCAGCUGCUGACCCAGCAGAAGGCACGUCGGAGUUCACGUAUUUGAAUAAAAUGAAGAACUUUGAAGCAAAUACCAGGAGGGAAUCAGAAAUGAAGUUCUACGACCUGGUGAAGGUGCUGGAUGGGAACCUGACCGUGGCCCAGCACACACAGCUCGUCCUCACUCUCCUGCGAGGGCUCUGCAGCCACAACCACCUGCGCUGUGACCUGGCCUCACAGUUGCUCCUGAUGAUCGUUGAGGACCACAGCAUCAAGGCAGAGCAGGUGGCUGAGAUCCUGCAGGGCUUGUUCCAGGAGCUGCCCUCUAUCAUCUUCAAGAACACCCUGCAGACCGUGAUGCAGGCCGUGUCAGUGUUGGGGACUCAGCACACCCAGGAGACAGUCGAGGUGAUACUGUCCCUGUGUCACCCCUCUGAGAGUCUGAGGGCCACUGGAGCACCAGGGUGUCUCCACAGCGUCUCAGGGAGCACCGGCUUGUCACAGGCCCACAGCACCUUGGACAGGGAACAGAGCUCUGGGGGAUGCAGACAGGUCAUACCACUGUGGAAGGCCCUAGCCAGCAACACCCAGCUGGCCCGCAAGGUCCUCACCCUGCUCUACAUGAAGCUGAGGCUGCGACCCCCCAAAGAGCUCGUCAGGUUCACCCAGCAGGCGGAGCUCAUCUCCCUGCUGGCCCUGGGUACCAUUUACGAGCUCCUGUACACCCGGGAGUACAAGGCCACGGUGCGCUGGGCCUUCGCAGGGGUCCUCGUGGGCCUGCUCACGCAGCUCCGUUACCUGUUUGAGCUGGAUGUGGUGGACGGCAUCUCAGACUACCAGGAGGAUGUCCUAGACGGGAAGCCCCUCAGCCCCUGCAGGACAUGCCUGGAGGCCCUGAAGGGUCUCUUCUGGACCACCAACUACUGGGAGGUGUUUGCCUACCUCAAGCUGCUGAGAGGCUGGGAGCUCUUUGAGCACAUGGAAACCUACACCGAGGGGGUGACCCUCUUGGCUAGGGCCAUGGCCCACUAUGACUGUGAGGUCAAGGCCGUCUUGGGACAGGCGGUCAUCUCCCUGAAGAGCUCUGAGGAGCGGGACAACAUCGUGGCCAUCCUCAUCAUCACGGAGUUUCUCAACAGCCACGAGCUCACCCAGUACAUGUCUCGGAGAACCGUGGACAACUUCCUGAGCCUGGGCCUGAACAACCCCAACCAGCUGGUGCGGGCCAUGAGCCUGAAGGGCCUCAGCAGUGCCCUGAUGCAUCCUGAGAAGGUGAUGCUGCUCCGGAACCGGCUGGCCGGGCUGCUGGACGGCUUCGUGGGGCCCGAGCCCAAGGACCUCAUGGGCCUGAUGGAAAUCCUGGGCGACAUCCUGCACCGCCUGGGGGCCCAGGGCGUCGGCGCCACCAGCCUCAGGAUGGCCCAGCACCUGCUACAGCUGUUCGACGAUGAACAGGCCGACGUGCGCGGAGGGGCCAUCCUCCUGUACGGAGACGUGCUGUACAGCGGCGGCAAGAAGUACCAGCAGGCACUCAAGAGUCACGCUUUCCAGGCCCUGGUGCCACUGCUUUUCCACCUGGCCGACUCCUGCCCCAAGGUGGUCAUGAAGACAAAGCUGACCUUCCUGCGCUGUGCCGUCCUGCUGAAAUGGGAGUUCCGGAAGGAGCUGUUUGGGAAGCUGGCAUGGGGUCGUGGCCUCAGCGCCGAGAACGACGUUUUCAUCUACACGGUGGAGAGCAACCUUGGCAACUACCACCGGUUUCUCAUGCAGGCGUUGACUUACCUGAGCAGCCCCGACAGGAACCUGAAGCAGGCGGCCAUGAAGUUCAUCGGGGGGAUGCUGCAGGACUACUUUCCCGACCUCUGCAUCUGUCUGAGGAAGGCCGACGUGAGGACCCUCAGGAAACCUCCCGCGGCAGACUGCCCCCUGCCCUCCCCUGCCCCGGGAGGCUGUGUGUCAGACCCGGGGGGUCUUCGUGCAGACUUGGAGAUCCUGAAGCAGGACCCAGACUCCGUGAGCCGCAGAUUCUACAGCAGCUUCCUGGAGGACAUCUGGGAGCUGUCCCAGUACGUGACCCACUGAACCGUGGCUCGAUGUCGUGCUGGUUCCCGGCGUGUGUUUGACAUUCUCUAUUAAAUGUGACAGAGUUCC